Contarinia nasturtii (swede midge) is the source of this 420-nucleotide messenger RNA. RefSeq lists its product as uncharacterized. The coding region runs from base 1 to 420 and encodes 139 amino acids. Lineage: Eukaryota; Metazoa; Arthropoda; Insecta; Diptera; Cecidomyiidae. The transcript has a single exon. The record is from RefSeq and is a predicted model, not a curated record. Gene Ontology annotation, biological process: proteolysis. Gene Ontology annotation, molecular function: metallopeptidase activity; dipeptidase activity.
AUGUGUUAUUCAUUGCCAUUGUUCGCAAUUGUGCUUGGUCUAAGCUCAGUGCUGCCGAAUAGUUUUGUGUACCUCAGUGAAGUUGAUACCACCAUAAUUCAGAACUUUAUGUAUUAUGGUGAUCGAAAUUUCAUUGGCCAUCGGCUAUCUGGCUACAAAGCGCCAAAAGUGAUUUUAACAAAAGAAGCCGCAUUAAGAUUGAAGGACAUUCAAGCCGACAUCAAAAAAGAUAAUUUCCCAUUGGUAAUUUAUGAUGGUUAUCGCCGGUCCAAUGUCCUGGGCAAAUUCAACUUUAAUCGAGGAUGUCUUUCAACCAAAAUGAUGGCAUUCGAUUUUUACCCAUUUGACUCUGAAUGGUGGCAUUUUACAUUAACAGAUGAACCAUUCGAAAAUACAUUCUUUGAUUUUGAUAUCGAAUAA